AUGGAACACAAGCGCAAACAUCGCGGACAGCGACACGAACGACAUCCCCUUGCAAACACCACCAGUCGCGGAAACAAUCACGGCUCAAGGAAACGACCAGCCGUAGACGCACACUCUCCACCCGCCAAGAAGACGGCUACGACAUCCAAUCGCUCGCCUCAUCACCAAAGCUCUUCAAAGCAUCAACACCUUUCAAGCUCUCGACAUUCGUCCAACAUCCUAAAAGGCUUGUUCCAAGCCGGGAACUCUGGCGGUCCAGAUAUCGCCAUCGAUCUCACCAUGUCGGACUCAGAGUCAGAGGCGGAGUCAGACCUCUUCCACGACCUCCUCUUCGAUGGAGCUUUCGAGGACACACCCACCUCGUCACAAGGCAUUGAUGGCUCUUCGCCUGCAUCGACAAGUAACUCAGGUCCCAACAUCAUCAAAUCCAGGAAGGUACAAUCGCAUUCGGCGGCCACUCGUACCAGCACCACCAGUAACGCAGCAGAAGGCUCCCCAGCCUGGGCCCUCUUCAGCUUUGAAUGCGAAGACGAAGGCGAUCCCGGCCGAGUAUUGCUACCGAAGCAUGACUCCGCAACACGAUCCGAGCAGCCAACAAGCAUCCAAACGAAGCACAGCAAACCCGCCUACGAGUUGCAAGGAGAUGGUUCGGAGACCGUUGCGAGCACGUCGAGCAGCGAUUCUGAUGAUUGCAUCCCAGCAUUGACCCCGCGGACCGGAGUUGUCGCUCCUUUGAAUGUGGUGGAGACCCACAUGCGCGUGGGCGUAAUGCAAGCUCAGAUGGAUGGGAGGAAAGCUGUACCUUGGGGAGUACAAUACUACCUCGCCUGUCUUGUCUCCUUCGGCCUCUUCAGCCUGGACGAGCUUUCAUUGACGAAAGGAGUCAAUGCACUACGGUCCCCUCUGAACGCCACCUCCAUCAUUGCACUCUUCGAACCCACUAACCAACAGAUCCUCUGGGAGGCUUGCAAGGAAAAGGGUCAAGCUCCUGUCAUGGCAAGGCGAGCCACCGACUGGGAGCGCCAAGUCCACGCUGAGCUCGACCGUGAGGCCCAAAUCUUGGCCGAAUCCCGCUUCAACGGCGUCAUCGGACCACCAGGGGAGGAGAUGAGAUCGUUCGGCGGCCGUGUCCUCUUUGAAGGUCGCAUUGCAUGUAUCAAGAACGAGGGGCCUCCCAAAAUUGGAAAGCAUCGCAAACACCGCGAUUUCGAAGUUCAGCUGCUUCCACCAAAGAUGGGUGGCAGCUGUCGCUUUUCUAGACGUUUCGGCAGCGUCAGUAUCCUGCGCUUGAAGAUGGAGCCCAGCAUGGCGAAGGAUGCUCGUCGCUUCGCAGUUCACCCUAAGACUCGCGAUAUCCAGCAAGAGAUCUCUGAUUUCUUCGCACGCCCCUUGCUGAUCAUGGGUCGCAAGUAUCGUCCUUUCAUCUGCAAGGACGAGACAAUCUUCUAUCUCUGGAUCGAAUCUCCCAAGAAUUGUCCAGAACAGCCAGAGUUUGACUGCAUUUGGGAUUUCAUCGACCACCAUCAACCUUUCGCAGAGAACGGUCGAUCGCCUCUCGGCAAAUACAUUCAACGAGUGCAGCUCGGUCUCUCGACUUCGGUCCCCGCCUCGGUGAUAGACAAGAUCACGUAUGAGCCGGAUGUCUUUGGUGAUCCAGAUCCAGUUACUGGCAAGCGCGUCGAGAUGACCGACGGUGCAGGUGUUGUCUCGCUUGCCGUUGCCAAGGAUAUCGCCGAACACCUAGGGUACGAGUCAGUCCCUUGCGCCUUCCAAGGACGAGUAGCAGGCUCAAAAGGCGUCUGGUAUAUCGAGCCUCGCCCCGAACGCUCAUUGCCCGGCGAGAAGCCGACUCGCUGGAUCAGGGUGCGCGACUCUCAGAAGAAGAUCAACUAUGCGGACGACAAGCCGUUGGAUCCAAGCCAACUCGUCAUCGAUCUGUUGGGACCCUCGCGCACGUUUGCUCCCUCCACGCUCUCCAAACAAAUCAUCAUGGUCAUACAGGCGAAUGGCGUUCCAACAAGUACGUUCGAAGGUAUGCAGGAGGCUGAAUUGAGAGCCAUUAUCGACGAGAUCUCGAACUGGGAUGGCCCGGAUGCCACCGUCUGCAUGCGGCUUGCUACGGUCGUCGAAAAGUACUGCAAAACCGAAUCGAUGAAGGCGAAGCGAAGCACCGAGUCCGCCGAGCAUCGUGCGCAGGGGAUGAGCGACUUGAAAGGCAAAGGUAACGAUGGAAGCAGCAGCUUUGGCGACGACGAUCGUGACAUCUUUCACGGUCAGAAUGGCAGGCACCUGUGGAACGGGAUGCCGUUGUGCAAGAACGAGCGUGCCUACGAGAUGCUGCUUGUCGGCUUCCACCCAAAGUCGUGUCCAUAUCUUGCCGAACUACUGGUUGAGAUCGCAGACAACGCCAUGAAGAGGAUUAUCAAGCGCUUUACAAUCCCCGUUCCCCGCAGCGCUGAAGCUAUGGUAAUGCCGGAUCCGACCGGCACGCUGGAGGAAGGCGAGAUCCAAUUUCGCUUCAGUGGAGAUCGGCUCCUUGAUCCCGAGACGAGAUUGAAGCUGAACCAUGUUCCAGAAGGCGAUGUCCUGGUUACUCGACAUCCCUGCUUGCUUCCGACCGACAUUCGCAAGGUGCGCGCGGUAGUACGACCAGAAUUAAGCACCUACGAGGACGUCGUCGUGUUCUCGAUAAAAGGGCAGGGACCGCUCGCCUCGCUUCUCGGUGGCGGUGACCACGAUGGUGACACCAUCCGAGUAUUCUGGGAGCCAAAGCUCGUGGAACCUUUCCAAAACUCGGACACCAAAUACGCAGAUUGCCCUUUUGAAAUCAGCGAUGUGUUUGACAAGUCCAACACGACAGUUGCUGACUUUGUUGCUGCACACAGCAACAAGAAGAAGAACGAACGUGACACGAUCCUCGUCAAGGAGCUCGUCGCUGGCGCUUUCCAACCAGCGGUUCGUGGCCUCUACGGCGUUAUGCACCUCUACGCGGCAUGGCAGUUGGGAACAUACAGCAAGGAAGCAGUUGAAUUGGCGCACAAGUUCUGUCAGUGCAUGGACGGUCAGAAGACCGGUCUAACGCUCAAGGCUCGGGUCCGAAUCAACGACAGUAAGAAGUAUCUGGGUGCUUUGCCUGAUUGGGCGUACGAUUCUACAGACGAGAGUGAAGCUUACGAUUGGUUCUCAAAGGAAGACUAUAGUCCGGCAUCGACGGCGAUCAGAAACGCAGCUCGGCCCGAGUCGGCUCUGUGUGCUUUGUGGAUUAAGGGGAAAGUACAGACGGGCAUGCUGAAGAAGAAGUUGUUCGAGCAGAUGGAGAAGUUCCGAGGCGUUGAGGACAAAGCCAUCUCGGGGCUGUGGAAGCAGGCACAGAGUCUUGGGCGCGUCUCGACGGAAGAGGAGGAAGUGAUUGGACGCCAUGUUAGGGUGAUGGAGGAUAGUUACAGUCGCACGAAUCGGAACACUACUGCGAUGAUCAAGAAACGGAAGGGCGAGCUGAGCAACAGUGCUACAAGCAAGACUGGAUUCAAGAACGACGGCCGGCAAACGAAAGCGCAACCCUUGCGUAGAGUUCAAUCCGAAGCCAACCCCUCGAUGUCGCAGAGAGAAGAACUGGGCGGAUCACAGAUGGAAGGUGAGGCUGCCACCUUUGCCGUCGACGAUCUGAGCAGCAAUGGCCAGCCAGAACGACGCGGAGGCACGAUCGAAGUGCCGACAGUCUUAGGAUCGGCCAGCGAAGUAGGGAGAUGCUUCUGCCAGUGGCCCGAAGCCUUUGCCAAGAAACACAUGAGCAAGUUGGAUGACGACGAGAUCGAACGACUCGCAAGGCUGCGUGCUUCGUAUGCUUAUUCGAUCACGUACUCUCACAGGCCCAAGUUCGCAUUCGAGAUGGCGUGGCGAUGGAUCAUGAGCCUCAAGGCGAAAGAGACCGGAAAUGCAGGAACAACGAGCGAUGGGCGUCGAUUGCAGGACCAGGCACAAGGUCUCGGCGGUCUCCAGGUACCUUUCUCAACCCUAGAUUUGCUCGGCUUGCGCAAGAAGAUCAUCACCCGCAACUUUGAAUUGACUCAAGGUCGAGGAGUAGAGAUCUAG
Molecule: messenger RNA, 4092 nt
Organism: Ustilago hordei
Lineage: Eukaryota; Fungi; Basidiomycota; Ustilaginomycetes; Ustilaginales; Ustilaginaceae
Exons: 1
Coding region: 1-4092 (1363 amino acids)
Biological process (GO): siRNA processing
Cellular component (GO): nuclear RNA-directed RNA polymerase complex
Molecular function (GO): RNA-directed RNA polymerase activity
Source: RefSeq, a predicted model, not a curated record